UUCACGUGUACAUGUUUAUUACGUUGUUGUAUAUUUCUAAUAUUUGUACAAAACAAACAAAUAUUUAUUUAUUACUUGUUAUUUAUUGUUUAAGAAGGAUGGAUUUAUCAGAAAAAGUUGUCGAAUGCGUUCCUAACUUUUCAGAGGGCUGCGAUUCUACAAUAAUCAACAGUAUAGCCAAUGCUAUAUCAGAAACAAAGGGCUGUGUUUUGGUCGAUGUCGAUGCGGGUUCUUCAACAAAUAGAACCGUGUAUACAUUCUUUGGCACUCCAGAAAGUGUAGUUGAAGGAGCAUUAAAUGGUGCUCUUAAAGCUAGUGAGCUGAUUGAUAUGAAAAAUCAUAUCGGUAGGUUAUUUUUAUAUGUUUUGGAACAGCCUUAUAAGCACCCCCUAGCCACCCCCAACCCGCCCCCUAGCCUUAUUAUCUUUAUAAUAAGAGAUUCCUGAACCACAAUUGGUAUUAGAAUCCAGACUCCAGAGUACGUCAGUUUUCGCAGAGAUCUCGGGAGCGGAAAGCUGAAAAAUCUCGGGGCAGGAGUGCAAAAAUGCCCAAGGGGCGGACUCGGGCGGCCAGCCUCCCAAAGGGCAGUCAUUGCUGAAACAAGAAGAAAAUGGCUUAAUUUGUUUCCCAUCUUUUUUGUUUUCUUCGCAAGUCAACUCGGGUGCGACUGCGGCAUAGUAAAAUCACAUCAACAUCUAGUAACAUCAAGUAAUCAAAAUCAACAUAAAAUACACCGCUGACACUUACUGGAUUGCAGAAGACAUGCUUCUUAAUUUAUGUGCAUGCAGACACGCGGGAAAUAAAUAAUAAGCCCCCGACAAUUUCUGAUAUUUUAGAAUUUUUAGUUACGAACCUGUAUUCGGACCUGAGACUCGCUGCCGUCACACAUGCAUAAAUAGUAAAUAACUAGAUAAGUUAUACUAUGAACACCAAUAUACCAUUACACCAUCAAGUUCUGUUAACUUCUGGCUUUUAAUGGGCAACCUUCGGCAUUGAAGAGUAUUUUCAAGAACUGCAUGUGUUAAUAAUAAUAAUAUAUGCAGGAAAAUAUACACACUUUUUUAAGAUUCCUAGUACAAGAAUGUUACUCGAUGGGCGGAUAGUGCAUGGAAAAUUGUUGCAUAAUAUAUUUUGGGGGUGCUAAAAUUUGUGACAUAACAAAUCUCGGGGGCGCAAUUGCCCUACUCUGUAGUCUGGAUUAGAAUCAGGCUGGUAUAUUAGUAUCAGGCAUUAAUUAUUGAUAGGCAACUGCCUUGUACCCAGGCGCCUGCCUCCUCCACAGGCGUCUCUUAGUCUCUUACAGCCUUAUUGGUUCAUUCUAGAAAACAUCCAUACCACCCCCACAGAGGAAAUAGGAAGUUAACCCCCUACCCCCUUUGGAUGUCCUAAUACAUUUACUAUUAUCAGAAACAUUUUUUUCUCCCCUCCCCCUCCGGACGGCAGAAAUUUCCUCCGUGGGGGGAGUAUGGAUCUUCUCUGGAACGACCCAUUUAAAAAACGAGCACAAAAGCGGUGAGAGGAAAGUAGAGGAAAAGCAGAUGGAAACGCGGCUAUAGAGAAUAAUGUAGCUCACCAGAAUCUCGCCAGAAGAAGAAGGCGCAAGAAUCUUCAGUGGAAAUUAUAUAAAAGGGUGUAGUACUACAUUAAUAAUGAAUUAAACAAAAUUACAUAAAAGAGAUGUCUGGGUACGAGGCAGCCCAGGUGCUUUAAAUAUAAUAGGGAAUAUAUAUACUAUUUAGGGAUACAUGAAGUAUUUAGGCAGGCAGGCAGGCAAGCAGGCAACAUGCAAAGGGGCUGUUGGAAGGGUACGUACCUCCUUUUCCUAUCAGGCCCUUCGCCUUUCUCUCACCACUACAAUACUUCAUGUAAACUUGUCAUACACCAGGGGUCGAAAUUUAAAUUUUUUUGUACUACAGUAUACAGCCGGAAUAGUAGAUUUUGAAAUUUACUAUUCCAUCUGAAAACCCACUAUUCCUUAAUGUACUGUUUCUGAUAACCUGUUCAUGCAGGGUCCGUGCAAAUGUUCUGAUUUUCGUGAAAUCAUCCUUGCGACUCCUAAAGUGAACUGAAUAAUUGAAUAACAAAAAAUAAACAUGUACAGUUAUUGUACCGAUAAAAAACGAUCCAUUCUUAUUUGCCACAGUCAGAUGAACAAGACAAAAUUCACAAAACAUUUUGUCAAGUUCGAUCACUGUUGUAGGUUACCCACUUUAUUUAUCUUUCCACGACGGUACAAACUUUCGUGCUCUUUUUGUGCGGCCAUAUAUACGCAUUGUCUCUUGCCUUUUUGUUAUUGUCCAAUUUUUGGAGCUUGGCUGACGGUUCUUCUACGCUCGAUACAUACAGCCACAUUUUGUAUAACGUUUGAGACGUAAAAAAUAAACACUAAAGUAGUUGUUUUUGACGACAGGGCACGCCAGUCUGUCUGUCUUGUUAUUGUAGCAAAGUUAAUUGAGUUAAUAUUGCUGCAAAGAAAUUAGAAUAUGCAAGUACUGCAAGCGAACAAUAACUUAGGCUUAGCUACGAAGUGGAACAGUGGCUCAAAGUCUGGUAUAAAGUGAUAUUAUUAUACAAGAGGAAAACCGUUAAUUGCUUGUCGAUAUUUGGUACCACAAUUUUUUCUACACUAUACAAAUGGAAUACCGUGAUCAUGAAGCGUACUAUUCCAUCGGGCAUUUUACUAUUUGACCCCCGUUAACGCGCAUCACUGUUUUUUACAAAGAGACGCCUGGGUACAAGGUAUGGUAGGCAUUUGGAAUAUGUAACAUUUUACAGAACUUUUAGCCUGUAAUUUAUAUCAUGGAUAUAACUAGCCUUAGCCUCCUUAGCAGGCAUCUCGUGGUACUUACCUAGAACUAAAUUAUAUAAGUUCUCGACGAUUAAGAGAUGCCUGCGGAGGUGGCUAAACUAGCCUUAGGGCUGCACACGCUCCAUGCAGUUACGUGUUUUUCAUUGUUCCUUCAAUUGUUAUUUCAAAAGUUGAAAUAACUAAAUUAAUUGUAUUUCAUUAUAACAAAAUGUCUGAAUAGUUUUGUUUAAUGUGUAUUUGUUGAGGUAAUUAAUACUUGUAAAAAAUGAUUUCAAUUUUUCCAUAUGUAUAAGUAUAUGUAAUAUAAAAAACACUCCACUGGAAUACAGCCUUUACCCUUCCCAAUGUUCAAAGUUUUUUCGUCAUCCAGUUUUGGAAAGGUCUGUUUAUUGCAGUGUAUACAGAAAAAGUCAAUAGUGGUCGCACAAAAAUGACAAGUUAUGAUAGCAUUGUAAUGUAUACUGACAUGCAUUGUUUGCUCCCAAGAAACUAUGGUUAGCGUGCUGGUCUCGAGGGAAAAGCAAAUUAAACUAUUCCUUGAAGGAACAGAAUAAUAUAUUAAAUGUUUCAUUGUAUAACGAAGAAGAAACAACAUUCACACAAUCAUCAGAUCCUGCUAGGGGUUUCCCCCCUAUGUACAAGAUAGUGAUAGGUCUAGAGACCUGCCGGUACUAGAAACCAUAACCUCUAGUUAUGUUCAGCAUAUAUUACAUGUUGAAAUUACUUCUUAAUACAGUCAAAUGAAAUAAAGGAAAGAAAUGGUUUAGAGUACGAUAUAUAAUUAAUAUUUACAAAAAAGAAUUUGUGGAGUUGUGCAGAUUUAAUACACUAUGAAGAUAAAAGUAUGAUGAGACACUGUCAGAAAUACUUUUGAAAAGCUUAUAUUACAUGCAUGUUAGGGUUUGUAAUCCAAGUGAGUAUAUAUACAUUUAAGACCUAACCAGGAACGACUGCGAAAAAUGCAGCACAAGGUCCUCUGGUAGGAAUUGAACCUACGGCCCUGCGAUUCCGGUGCAGCGCUCUAACCAACUGAGCUACAGAGACCAGCUGUUGAGCUGUAACCCUCAGUUCAUGUAUAUAUAGGUAAUCGGGUGUGCGGGUUUUGAUAAGGUGGACUUCAAGGAUUUGGAUUCUUGCACUUCACUUAGUGGAAUUAAUAUUAGAAUGUUAGGGUUUGUAAUCCAAUUGAGUAUAUAUACAUUUUAAGACCUAACCAGGAACGACUGCGUAAAAUGCAGCACAAGGUCCUCUGGCAGGAAUUGAACCAACGGCCCUGCAAUUCCGGUGCAGCGCUCUAACCAACUGAGCUACAGAGGCUAGCUGUUGAGCUGUAACCGUAAGUUCAUGUAUAUAUAGGUAAUCGGGUGUGCGGGUUGUGAUAAUUUGACAUUUUUUAGUUGCUUAGGGCCUACAUUUCGUAAGAAAGUUUUUCAGUAAAAUUGAAACAGUGAUAGCCAUUCAUCUCUGUGUCAAAUACCUUUAAAUGCAAUGUUUUGAAAGAAACUUUGUAGUAAUUGUAAGGAAGGGCAAAAUUGGAUGAGUUGUACAGUCAUAAUUAAUUAAUACACUGAUACAUAUGUACACUACAUGCAUAUACGUCACGUUGACUUUGGCCCGUUCUACAGUAAGCCCUAACUUUCCAUGGAGGUCGUGCCUUGGUUUUCUUCCUUUGGAUACUCUUUUCUGUUGCUAUGUGCUCCGUUUUGACCCUUGUGGGCGUGGCAACGUUACCGCAAGCCAGCCAAUCACAUAGUCUGACAUGUCGCGUUAUAAAACCUAUCUAUAACAAUAGAGUACUUACCGAAGACGAUCAUCAUUGGUAUAUUUAGCGAAAAACGGUCAACAUUUGACAAAUACAAAAUAUUUUCCAUGUUGAUAUACAGGCUAUGUUUACAUUGUAUCGGAUCACUUUGCGUCCGACGCAAAAACCAUACCGGAUAGGGCUUCUGUUUACAUGUGAAAUGUUGUUAUCGUCUCAAUUUCUGCAACGAACCGGUGGUGCGGCGGUUCGCUCUUCGAAGUGGUGCGCUGUGUAUCGGAUCGGUUUUUGCAACGCUCUCAUUGCAAUGUAAACACCAAUCGGAGCAAUUUUCGGUUCAAUACGUGACUCAAGAUGGCAUCAGGGAAACAAAGACUUGCUAUUCUAAUCUUAUUUGCGGGUAUAGCUUGCUCACUUAUAAUAUUUUUGUAUUUAGUUGGGCGAGGGCGGAAGCUGUUUACACUUGGGCCGUAACGUUUCGUGAACGAAGCAAAAACCGAUCCGAUACAAUGUAAACAUAGCCACAGUUCUAUCAACACGAGUGGAAUUGGGAAAACGAGAAAUUGUAUGGAAACACGACGCCCGAAGGGCGGAGUAUUUUCAUACAAUUUCGAGUUUUCCCAACUUCCACGAGUGUUGAUAUAACUAUAUAUCAAUACGGAAAAAAUGUUUUAUAUUUGUUUUAUAAUAUAGCACAAAGAAAUAUAAAGAAAGAAAUUUUCCGACGUUUCCGUGUUGACAUUGAAUUAUAUUAACACGGCUCUUAGCCAAUCAGCGUUCAGAAUUUACAAAUGCUAUAUUAUAAAAGAGUUUCUUGUCCAAUCAUGCAGAAGACACAUACUGUAGUGACCAACAGUGUAUAAUGAUCAUUCAAUUGACCAAUACGAAAACCAGUCGUUGGUUAACACUAUUCCAGACCUAUGAUUUAUUUCAUUUACUAAAGAUUACUACGUUAUAUAUAGGGGCUCAUCCUCGUCUUGGCGCUUUGGAUGUUUGUCCUUUUAUCCCUAUCAAGGGAGUUACAAUGGACGAUUGUGUAAAGUGUGCUCAUCAAUUUUCUGAACGACUGGUUAAGGAACUCAAUGUUCCAGGUAAAUAUACUUUGAGGUUCGACUGUAUUACUAUAAUACACUUUACUUUUACGUGAAUUACUUCAGUAAAUGCCGUUAGGGGCGUUCUCAAGAAAAUAUGAAAUCCACUGGUCCCUAUAACUAAAAGCGUGUCUGUUUACGGGAGGUUCGACUGCAUGUAUAUAAUUGUGCACUUUUUGUAAUUAGUUUUGCGAUUUACUUAAUCAGUAAAUGUCUCUUUGUUGCUAUUUUCCUUUAUUGUCAUGAUCUUGUUAUCUUUUCUUGAUUUAUUAAAGUGUACCUCUAUGGUCAUGCUGCUCGUGAGGAAUAUCGUAAUACAGUGCCUCAAAUCAGAAGCGGUCAGUACGAAAAACUUCCUGAAAAGGUAGUAAGACGAAUUUGGUAAACUGGCAUAGAUGUUAUCACAGUACUGCUUUAGAAAAGUGUAGUACAGUAUGGACCACGCUUGCAGCAGUGGGGGGACCGAGGAAGGGGUUGAGAGUACGACACUUCCACCUAUCGAAACAUUGGUCGGCGGAACCCCCACCCCCAAUAAUUUCUGAAAGCCUAAUUAGCUUCAUAACUGUGUAACAAAGCUGUAACUAUAAUUUCUCAACCAUGAAAGCAUUCGUAGGCUUAGUUAUUCAAACUAAGUUUUGCAUGAAAUUUAAGGCAGUAAAGUUUAAAGAACUAGGAUUUCCAGCACCAAAAAAUAAAUAAGUGAUGUUGUUGACAUCCUAACUCCAUCCCCCGCCGAUAUUUUUCCAUCACUGAGCAAAACGACGUUGUGUUCAUAAACUGUAUUUUGAUAGUCUAUUGAUUGAAAAGUUGUCCGUAAGCUGGUCUUAAAAAUGUGUAGAGGCACAUCCCCGUCAAUCCUCACCGGUAAGCAUGCAAUUGGUUUACUUACCGACAUACCCUAUGAACCUUGGAACUUGGCCUUGUAGAACCAUUUCCUUGAUUUCCCAGGUUGACGAGAACUAUUACGGACUAUUACCUAACAGUUUCUAUCACAGUAUGAAGAGUUUUUCAAAUUCUUAUUAUUCGAAGAUAGCUAGCGUAGUCUUUUGAGCCGGCCAUUUAACUUUUAAGGAGAUUGAGGGAUUUUAUAUUCAAUUACGUGCUGUGGCAAAAAUAAUUUUGCCCCAAAGCGGCAUGGGAAAGUAUCAUGCACAUUCAUGUUUUAGGUAGGGAGUUCCAUAUUGAUAAAAUUCAUGUGCAAUUUCCUUAAGAGCCACUGGUCAUAUCAUGCUCUUAUAAAAUCAAGCUUUUACCAAAAGGUCUCUUGGGACCUUGUAAUGAAAUAGUUGGGCCCUUAGUAGCAGUAUUUUUAAAAAUAUUAAUUAUUUUACGAUGAGUAAUAAGUGGUAUUUAAAAGUGCUAAUAUAUGUUAGUUCUUUUUUAACAAUGCAGCUGAAAGAUGAAAAAUGGAAGCCAGAUUAUGGUCCAACAAUGUUUGUUCCGUACUGGGGUGCUUCUAUUGUUGGAGCUCGAGAUUUUCUCAUUGCUUAUAAUGUGAACAUAAUGGCAACUAAAGAACAAGCGCACAGGAUUGCUUUGAAUAUACGAACUACUGGCCGUAGUCCUACACAGGUAGAAUGCACAGUACUGUGCUGACAGGAUAACAACAACAACAACAACAACAACAACAGCAACAGCAACAGCAACAACAACAACAACAACAACAACAACAACAACAACAACAACAGCAGCAGCAGCAACAACAACAACAACAACAACAGCAACAACAGCAGCAACACCAGCAACACCAGCAACAACAACAACAUCUUUAUUCCUACCAUGUUUGUUAUUGGUUCUGUUUUGUUAGUAAAUAUAUGAGGUACAGACUGCCUAAAUACCAAUACGUUGCAUUAAACGAGUCAUGUCGACUUAUGGUGACUUUGGUAAUAAAUCAGAACAGGUGUGUCAGUGACUAGAAUGACGAAGCACUAAAUAUAAAUUGAAGGUCGAGCAAAAGGUGCAGCUUAAUAGAACGUAUUUGAAGCUGACGGACCUGGUUGAGGUUGAGUUCAUAGCCUUUAACCGACAAAAUAGUUAGUACUGAUAGUUGUACUGAUUGUAGUUAGUACUGAUAGUUAGUUCUGACGGCGAGCCUAUAGUUUCAGCACACACCAAUGCCUGCUUUGAUUUAAGAUAGCAUAUCAGCCUGGCAUACAAUAUUACAAUUGGAUGCUUUUCCAUUUAGCUUGGCUUACUGGAGAAAAUCCAAGCAGUUGGAUGGCGGGAGGAAAAGUCAAACGUCUCGCAAAUUUCUGUCAACGUUUUGGACUACAACACCACGGCAGUUCAUAUCGUGUUUGAAACGUGUGUAGAAGAAGCAAAGGUAAGAACUUUUAUGAAGCUUUUUAAAUAAGUGGGUGUUGGUAGAACAAUGUGCAUGUGUAUCUUUGCAAUUCAUUAGAAUUUCGCUGCUCCAUGGCCAGCCAAUGGCUCAGAGCCGAACCAAUAGCUUCCAACCAUAUUUCUUAUCUUUACCAUUUUUAUCUCCUUAUAUCUUUAUCUUCCAUUAUCUUUACGUUCUUUAUAUUUAUCCUCCUUAUCUUUGUUCUCCUUGUCAAUAUCUUCCUUAACCUUAUCUUCCUUAUUCUUUAUCCUCCUUAUAUUCAUCAGUUAUCUCUAACUUCCUUAUCCUUUAUCUUCCGUAUCACGUUCUAGACCAUCCAACAGAUAUAAAUACCCUUGCCUUGCCUUGCCUUGCCUUGCCUUGCCUUGCCUUGCCUUGCCUUGCCAACACAGACUCUUUUGUGUUCGCUGUACGGGUAGAUUAAUAAUGCAUUAUAUAAUACCUUAUUGAAUUCUGAUCGUUUAAUUGGCUGUUUAUGGUCACGUGAUAUUGAAUAGAAAAUUCCAUUUCCCAAGAGUGCAAUGGAAUGCGUUCCAUUGCACUCUUGCGAGUGCAAUUGUACUAUACGUUUUGUUCCAUUGCACUCUUUGUGUUUUCGAUAAAUCGCAUCCGUCAAAAUGCUUCUCGUACGGUGGUCACAGUUUAUUUUAACCCGAUAUUCGAAACUCAGUAAAUGGGAUUUAAUGCAAAUACGACUCGUCAAAAUGGCGGGAGCUUACAGUAAACCUUUUAAUAUUAGUCUAUUUUGGUAUUAUAUAAAACAAAUAAUUAAUGUUUUUAUUCGUGCAAUGGUAAGAAUAUUUUCAUGAGGUGAAAGAUGGAAUGUUCCAUUCAACUCGGCUGUCGCCUCACCUCAUGAAAAUAUUCUUACCAUUGCACUCAUAAACAUUCAUUAUUUGUAUACUAGUGAUAUAAGAUAUGAUACGAAAGUGAAUAGUGCUAUAAUAGCGGUUUACAAUUACAUUUACUGAUAAAAGUAAAAGAGCACGAACAAAACGUGGAAAGAAAAGAGCACGAACGAAACGUGUAAAAAUGCAAGAGUGGCUCUAAUAUCGCGAACCAUGCGUGGGCAAACGACCACAAAAUUAAUUUUAAAAACGGAAAAAUAAUUGACAAGGGCAACUAUCGGCAUAGAUCGACAUUAGAGUCAUCUUUUCGUUUCAAAGCAUUCAGGAGUGGGACAACAUUACUAAAGUCGUGAAAUCGACAAUUUGUAAACGGCAACAUCUGAUUGCUUUGCAGGAAAUUGUUCUGAAGUUAGCUAUUAUUAGUUUGAUAUUUUAGCAGCAAUAGGCGUAGUGAUCCAGUUGCAUUCCUGAAUGUUUUGACACGAAAGACACUUUGUUCGGGCGAGAGGAAGAAUCCGUGGUUUUGGUAAUAAGCCUUAUUUUCCGCAGCUUUUUACAGCUUGUGUAUUGUUUAAAGCUUAUAAGAAAGUUUAAAAGUUUUAUUUUUACGCAAGAACUGUGUUUAUUAGUAGGAUCAGUUGGCAGUUAUCACUUAUUUACUGAGACCGAGGGAAACAGUGUGUUUUGUGGACCCGAGACCGUCGAUGUUUCCCGAGGGUCCACAAAACACACUACUUUCCCGAGGUCUCAGUAAAUAAGUGUUUUAUUAUAUAUCAAUAGUCAAAGAAACAACAAAUUAAAGAACAAAUGAACGUAAAUACAUGAAAUAUUUUAUUGUUAAAACGUUAUAUUAAACACUGGCUACACUGCAGUUACUUAAAGCGAAAGUUUUAAUUACGUACUAGGCAUGUCCAAAGGUCGCAUCUUCACGUGAUGGGGCACGUGAUUUUUUUUGUUAUUCGCCGGUCGAUAACGUAUUAUCUCCCUCUCGCGCUGUUGCGAGGGAGACAGCCUAAUUUCGUCACUCUCACGUGAUGUGCUCUCAACCAAUAAAACACUAGAAAAAUGGGACUUUGACUAUUGAUAUAUAAUAAUGUGUGUUAUAUUCUAUAGAGUAUAGUUAAAAGUGCUGUUAUUCAAUUUAUUUUCUAUUUUCGCCAAAAGUUUAUGAUUUUUAUGUUACCAUGGCAAGAUCUUUAUCGAGCGGUACCUAUCACACAUCUGAAAGUGCUGCACAUGUGGUGGUUCACAAUCUGUUAGACUAUAUUCUAACUUUGAAAAUUUAGAAAUUAAAAUUGGCUAUUGCUGGUUCUCAAGUGGUUGGUUUAGUACCAUUGAAAGUGAUGUUAGAUGCUGCAGAUUAUUACAUGGCCAAAGAAGAUCUGUUUAUUGUGGAUGAAGAUCAAAAACUAAGAUUGGUAAGGAAAUUGUUUUACAGAAUGCAUACUUAACUUGUAUACAUUCUGUAAAAAACAUUUGAUCCUGUUCAAUUCCAUAUAUUCUUCCCAUUCUAUUUAGUCACUAAAGCGUGGAAGGACAGAGUAAAAAGAAAGGUCUUUGCUCGGCGUUGCAAACUCUGUUUAUAAUUUUUUUUUACAAGUACAACAAUAACUUUUCUAUAUCUACUGUGUGCCUUCUAACUCUCAUUAUAAAUUUUUACACUUACGCUCAAUUGUUAGAUCCUUCAUCUUUACUUACAGGUAAUUGAUCGUCUUGGUUUGAAUUCAUUGGGACAAUUUAAUCCCCAGGAAAAAGUAAUAGAGUAAGUUAUAAUAAUUUAACUAGAAUGUCCUUAGGGACCUGUCAUUAUUUAUGACAGGGGUGGCACCGAAAAGAAAAGGGUUUGGUAAACAAAAUUUUGAUUAAGUAAAACGUUGGGUAAAUGAAAAACAAAACAACUCAAGGAUUGGGAAAUGAAAAUUUGUUGCCAUUUCCAAAGCAUGACUCACUGAAAUAUUGGAGACUGAAAAGCAAUGUCAAUUAAGAGUCAUAUGUCAAUACAAUAUGUGAAUUACUAUCUUCAGGGUGCGAUAAUUCAAAAUUUUUAGCCGUACCUGACUGGUACUCCAACAAUUUUUGCCGAGUACUUGAGCUGGUACGAACUUAAAAGUCAAGGUGUACCUAAGCCCUAAGGCUACUUCCGAGUCUUGCGUUUUACACAUACGUAUAUAAUGCACACAUACGUAUGUAAUGUAUAAUGCACACAUACGUAUGUAAUGGUUUACACAUACGUAUGUAAUGGUCUUAAUUUGACGGAAAAAAUUAAACCUUUCUGAAUUUUAUAUAUUUAAUAAUUAAUAAACACUUAUAACAAGGUUAACAACCUUGUUUGAUCCCAAAAUAUGUCGGAUGUGUGGAAUUUACAUUGUGCAGCUAAAGUUAUUGACGAUUUUGAAUACCUUGGAAGGUUUGCUAGUUAUCACUAGAAGGGAAAUGUAAGUACGCGAAUAGCAAAUUCUCGUGUACCUACGUGGUACUCGACUAAAAACAAAGAAGUACCAGACCGUAAUUUUGGCGUACCUCUGGUACGUUGGUACGCGAAUUAUCGCACCCUGUUUAAUCUUGAUCAUUUUCCGAUUUGUUGGGAGACAAAUGGUGUCUCCAAAGAAAGUACAUGUGCAGGCAACAUGAAACUUUAGACUGCAGAAAAUUUCACAAGCCGUUAUCAAACUCGUGUCACAGAAGUGGUAAAGGACGCACAUGUGUGACAACUGAAUGGGUAUUUAUUUUUUAAUUGAUAUUUGAGGUUGGGUAUAGCAGAUCACGUGACCAGCGUCUACCAGGUUCACAACCUGGUAGCGUCUACCAGGUUCACAACCUCAAAUUUUUGACUUUUUAAUGGUUGGGUCAGCAGAACGUUUGCCUCGAAAAACAUUUCUCUUCGGUUCCACUCCCCGCCAUAGGUAAUGACUGGUCCCUUAUGAUUAAUGUAAUGUGCUAGCUAAUUUUGCUAUUGAUGUAACAAUGAUGUUCUGUAACUUCAAGUACUAUAAUUGUUUUUUCUUACUUUCUAACUUUUGUUUCAUCUAGAUAUGUAAUUGGUAGCAACAAAAAUGGUCCAUUGGCCUCCAUGCCGUUAUGCGAUUUUAUUCAUUCUUUAGGAAGUCGUACACCCUCUCCUGGCGGAGGGUCUGGCUCAGCUGCUGUGGCUGCUAUAGUACGUAGUAUAAAUGAUAAAUUUGUACUCUUACAUAAUGCACGACUACAGUAAAGUAUAGAAUCGCAAUUUAUGUAGAGUUUUUACUGUCGUUCCAAUUGAAGUGUUCCUCAAAUAUUGAUUCAAUACAUUACCUCAGGCUGACCAAUUCAUUUCGUCAAGUUCCUCGAGAUAUUCAUACACUUCCUGUGAAAGAGCCAAUUCCAAGUAUUUGAUCAUUUCUGGUCACUUCCUUUCUAUUUAUGAUUGGUUAGUUGCACAAACAACAAAGGGGAUUGGUGCAUUCAAACUAUUCAACAGGAAGUUUACAAUUAUACUAGGAAGUGUAUGAAUAUUUUGAGGAACUUGAUCAAAUGAAUUGGUCAGCCCGAGGUAAUGUAUUGAAUCAAUAUUUGAGGAACACUUCAAUUGGAACGACAGUAAAUAAUCCUUGAAAUUUCCAACAACCUGACACGUACCCAGACGCUUUGGUUUGUGUCUCAUGUCAUCAAGCGCGCGGGACGAACGUGAGGGAGAAAAACUGAAUCCACGCAGCCCUGGCAUGGGCGACGCCAGCCAUAUAGCAGCACAUAGCGCCUGGAUUCAACAACAACUACGCAACGCAAUGGCCGAACAAAAUGUGCAUGUGUAAAGUGCUUCUGGCUUGCUAUUGAAUUGUGUAUCUCAUUAUGUGUGCAGUCAAUCAACUUUCUUCAGAAUUGGACGAUUUUUCAGCAGCCAAUAUAGAAAUUUAGCCGAUGAAUUUUCCGAUUAUGAAAUUUGUCGAACAAUUUGCAUCCUAUUGCAGCCCUAUCUACAGCAAAAUUUCGAUAAAAUUUUAUUUAAGAUUUAUUGAAGAAAUCUAAGUUCUUAUAAACCUUUUUCCACUCUAAAAAGACAAAAAAGUAUUCAUAAAGCAAGAAAUAUCUUUCAAGGUCUUUCAUAUCUAAUUUUUUGAAGAAAUUUGCGUUAUUUUGUUGUUUCAAGCGAACGCGUAUUAAUGUGUGUAAAUGCAUUUACCUGUAGGAAAAAGUUGCCGUUUUAUGGUUCAAGAUAAACAUGACAUACAGUGACGUAAUCCAUGCAGCCUGAAAAUUGCACCAAGUCAGAACCACUCAAACACAUUUUUAAGCGUUGACUGUUGAAUAUAUAUUUUACAAAUAUUUAUUUUGAAGAUAGCGGUAUAUUUUCUAGACUUCCUAUGGAAUGACAAAAGAAUGAUGAGACAAAUUUCCAUACUAUAUAUUCGGUACGGUGUACUAUUAUAGUAUCUUUGUAAUUAACUGAGUCUUCUCACUCUGCAGGGUGCCGCUCUUAGUACAAUGGUUGGCUGGAUGACUUUCGGCAAGAAAAAAUACGAAAAUCUUGACUCCACAAUGAGAAAGUUAAUUCCUCCAGUCUACCAGGUUAUGGUUGAUUUAAUUCCUUUGGUUGAUGCGGACACAAACGCUUUUAAUAUGUACAUGGUAAGAAUAAAGUGAUUCUAAUACUUUCAGUUUGUCCAAUCUAAAGAAUUGCCUAUCACGCGACCCCGAUGAAGACAUGCAGCUAGACUGGAGUGUCGAAACGUAAUGCAAUUCGUCUGGUGGCAAGCGAAAACAUGACUGAUUUUAAAGACUGGUUGCCGUGGACUAACAAACUUUAAAUCAGUUCUAAAAAAUUAACUGCAUUUAAUUAUUUUUUUAAACAUGAGGAUGGCGUGGAAACUAACACCCCCAGAAACUAGUAUUGUUGUGUUAAAAACUAUGAUAGUAUAUUUGGUAGUAUUGCAUUGUCACCAGAAACUGUCAUUUGUCUUCGACUGCCAUCUUUAAAAGAAGUUUAGAAAGUACAAUUAUAUAAUUUUUCAAUGAAAGUUCAAGCAAGCUGCAUUGGAAUGAACCUUAAAUUUAUUUGUUUUUAUAUAAUAUUCCAAAUUAGUGAACAAUACUACAAUAACUGCAUUUGAUUAUCUUACUGUGCUACUAAAAACUAUGGUUUAUGUUUAUAGGACGCGUUGAAACUUCCAAAAAAUACUCCAGAAGAAAAAGAAAGGUAGCUAAAUAUAAUCUCAGUAACAGUACAAAAACUAUAUAUAUAUAUAUAUAUAUAUAUAUAUAUAUAUAUAUAUAUAUAUAUAUAUAUAUAUAUAUAUAUAUAUAUAUAUAUAUAUAUAUAUAGUUUUUCGUUUUACCUCAAAAAACCACAACAGUCUGUUUCAUCCGUAUAGUACAACGGCUGAAGAUCCAACAUCCUUCAGCAAAUUACCAUGGUUUAUAUUCCUAUUCAUUCCUAUACGGAUGAAACAGACUGUUGUGGUUUUUUGAGGUAAAACGAAAAACUAUAUUACGCUCUAUCUAUAUGGUAUUGAGCACUGUUUGUGUUUCGUAAACCAAAAUCUUAAGCUAUAUAUAUAUAUAUAUAUAUAUGUAUAUGUAUAUAUAUAUAUAUAUAUAUAUAUAUAUAUAUAUAUAUAUAUAUAUAUAUAUAUAUAUAUAUAUAUAUAUAUAUAUAUAUAUAUAUAUAUGACUACAGUAGUUUGAAUAAUAAAUUAUAUUUGAGGUGAUGUUAAUCUGUCUACACCAGGCAGGCUGAAAAGAUAGCUUGACCACGGUGGGAAUCGAAUCCGCGAUGUUGAGUCCAAUGCUGUACCACCUGAGCUACGAGGUCAAUUCUCCACCAACAAACCUACGAGGUCAAGUCUGUUUGAGUUGGUGAUAUUUUGGAACUCAAUCGAGUUCCUUCGACAUCAUGCACUAUCAGUAUAUGUCAGAUAUCGACUCCCACAAUAUCACCUACUCGAACCGACUUGACCUCAUACAGUAGUAGCCCAGUCGGUAAGUCAAAUGUGGUGGGUUCGAUCUCCACCACGGUCAAGCAAACUUUUAUAAUUUAAGCCGGCUUGCCUGGUGUGGACACACUCAAAGUAACAUCAUCUCAAACAAUUUCACCUGUCGAGCACAUACACUACAAUCAUUGCAUAAAUUAUAUAUUGGUACAUGCGAUCACCUAUACCAAACAAAGUGACAAUGUUUCCGUUCAUUAAAUUUGAACGGUAAGUGGGACCUCGUUGGGUCCUUUGCAUAAUACAGUAAUAAUUAGAGAAAUUGUUAUGGAUAUAGAGAGGUGCAGAUUAAUAGGCGCUUUGCCCUACAUCCUUCAGCAAAUUACCAUGGUUUAUAUACCAUCAUUUUUUAGGCAAAGUCAAGCAGUACAAGCAGGACUGACAGCGUCAAUAAACGUUCCUCUAAAACUAAUCAAAACAGUUUCUCGUGUUUGGCAAUCUCUCACCGAGCUAGCAAGAUGUGGUAAUGUUCAAACUAAAUCUGACAUUCAGGUAAACUGCUCAUCACAAAAUUACGCUACAGUGUAUGAACAGGGUUUAUAAAAUAACAUGUAUUGGUCGAAACCUGUGUUUGGAUCAGGCCAUCCAAGUGAAAGUUUUUUAAAGUGAAAUUUUAACACGGAAAGUUGUUAAUUUAUAAAACAAUUACUUUAUGGUUUCCGUGUUUGGAUGGCCUGUUGCGAGAUGGAAUGUUGCGAGAGUUAAGAAAAGUGCGCGAAAUCGCGAGCCGAACCAUACCAUGAAACAGAAUAAAAGAUAGGAAUAAAGUUUCUAAGGAACGAGUCACAAACAUUGAUCAUGAUGCACCAAUCACAAAACAUAUUCAAUCACUUUAACUUCAUAUAUAUUUACCAGGGUUGAUAUUUCAUUACUUAUAUCAUUUAUAGUUAUUACUUUAUAAUAGAAACGAAUUUGAGGAAUCGAAAUCACAACAAGCAGCCCAGGAAAGUGGGACCCGAACCCACGAACAUGCAUCCUGCACGUUCGCUAAAUGGUUAAUAUAUCUUCAUCGCUGAAUGGUUUUAGCUUUCAACAGAUAUAAUUAAAAUUAUUAAAAAUUAAAACGUUAAAAAAUAUAUAUGGGCGACUAAAAAGUACUAGUUUGGUCUUUCGAUCUCAGCUCGUCGCCAUAAUGUUUAAAAAUUCUAAAGUUUGUUUCAAUAGUUAUCUGCAAGUUUCAGUUUGUUUUAAUAAUUAUUUCAAUUAAUUAUCAAUUUUAAUAAUUAUCUAAGUUUCAGUUUGUUUUAAUAAUUAUCUAAGCCCAGAAAAGAUUUCAGAUCUUCCUUUGGGGUUAAAUAAGGCACGUAUAUUGAGAGACGUGCAGUAAUAAAAUCUAAGAAUACUUUUAAGUAUUCUUAGAAAAACUAAUUGCCAAAGACCAAACUAGUACUUUUUAGUCGCCCACAUAUAUUAAUAAUUUUAAUUAUGUGUUGAAAGCUUAAACCAUUUAGCGAUGAAGUGUAUAUUAAGUUAAUAACCAUUUAUAGCGAAGAGUAUAUAUUACCAGCUAAUAAUCUAAUAGCUCAUGCAGUGGUUAGAGCAUCCGUCUAGGAUGUUCGGGUCACACUUUCCUGGGCUGCUUGUUGUGAUUUCGAUUCCUCAAAUUCGUUUCUAAUAAUAACUAAAUGAUAAUAAGUAAUGAAAUAUCAACCCUUGUAAAUAUUUAUACGAAGUUAAAGUGAUUGAAUAUUUUUUGUGAUUGGUGAUCAGUGUUUGUGACUCGUUCCUUACAAACUUUAUUCCAUAUUUUAUUCUGUUUCAUGGUAUAAUCGACCUAGUUUUGCGUUUGACAAAACUUCAAUUGAAAUAGCUUUAUAUCUAUUUACACAAGGUUGGAGUUCGUUGUCUGGAGACUGGUGUAUGGGGAGCUUACUACAAUAUAUUGAUAAACCUACCUGAUAUUAAAGAUGAAACAUACAAAGAACAGGUAAGAUCACUGAAAACGUUCAGUGCCAGUGUAGGUAGCGACGAUAACAAGACAGCUGCAUGCGGAUUGAGAGAGUACAACUAUCUUAAAACUAUAAGCAGAACCUCGACGUUUCGAGCGAAGGCCCUUCGCGACCCAACCCUCAUCUUUAUCAACUUUUUCAAUGUACAUGUUGCCAGAUAUGAUGUCAUUAGAUGAAUUGCAAAUCAACCAUUGUAUGAAAAGGAC
Messenger RNA from Paramuricea clavata, 16966 nucleotides. The record is from the annotation of a GenBank genome assembly. Lineage: Eukaryota; Metazoa; Cnidaria; Anthozoa; Malacalcyonacea; Plexauridae.